AUGCCGCGCCCUGCGAAGAAGGAUAAGGCCGCCGCCGUCCCGUUGCCCGUGAUGCCCGCCGUGACUUCGCGAGCAGUUGAAGUCGAAAACUUCAUCCGUGUUCGAGAUUCGACUCUUGGCCGCCUUAAGACCAUCCAGCAACUCAUUAAGUCCUUUGCUGAUGACUAUCUGCGCCAAACCAAUCUCCUUCUCGGACUUCCCACCACGGCUGAGGACCUCAGCUACAAUGAGCCUCUCGCCAACCUGGAAGCUUCCCUCGCUGCGCUUGGCAGUAUCCCCGCGCCUCAGCCCAUCGCCCCUCCCCAAGAGGAGCAGAAGAAGGAGCGCAAGAAGCGUACUCUUGACCCCAACGCCCCCAAGCGCCCUCUGACCCCCUACUUCCUCUACAUGCAGACCGCUCGCCCCAUCAUUGCUGCCGAUCUUGGCAGCGGUGCUCCCAAGCGCGCCGUGCAGGAGGAGGGUCAACGCCGCUGGGCCACCAUGGGUGGUGCUGAGAAGCAAGGCUGGAACCAGGCCUACCAGUACAACCUCCGACUCUACAAUGCUCGUGUUCACUCGUACAAGAAUGGCAACCCCGAGGCCAAGAGCAUGGAUGACAACGAGGCUCUGAAGUACGCCGAGGAGUUCAACAUCCCCCUCCCUAGCAAUGAGGACCAGGCCGCCAAUGAGCAAGAUGCUAUCGCCGAGCAGCUGAAGGGUACCUCCGCCGAUGCCCAUGGUGAGGUUGAGGAGACCCCUCCGGCCAAGUCGGCGAAGAAGUCUGGCCCUGGCCGCAAGCGCAAGACCGCCGAGGCUCCGGAGGAGGUCGAGGCCACUCCCAGGGUGCCCGCCACUCCCGCGAGCCCUGCUCAGAAGCGGCGGAGGACUUCGACUAAGCCCGCCGAAGAGGAGCCGAAGAAGUCCGGUCGUAAGAAGGCGGGCAAGAAUGCCUAA
Messenger RNA from Scedosporium apiospermum, 933 nucleotides. RefSeq lists its product as uncharacterized. The record is from RefSeq and is a predicted model, not a curated record. Lineage: Eukaryota; Fungi; Ascomycota; Sordariomycetes; Microascales; Microascaceae. Bases 1 to 933 code for a protein of 310 amino acids. The transcript has 2 exons.